This is a messenger RNA of Dalotia coriaria, 3938 nucleotides long. RefSeq names its product probable phosphorylase b kinase regulatory subunit alpha. The record is from RefSeq and is a predicted model, not a curated record. NCBI's taxonomy places the organism in Eukaryota, Metazoa, Arthropoda, Insecta, Coleoptera, Staphylinidae. Gene Ontology annotation, molecular function: calmodulin binding. Gene Ontology annotation, biological process: glycogen metabolic process. Gene Ontology annotation, cellular component: phosphorylase kinase complex.
UAAGUAAAGUGGGGUGUGAGAGACUUGGCAACACCGCAUAUAUUUACUACCAAAGAAAGUAAUUUAAAUAAUAAUCACUAAAAACGUUCUAUUAUAUAAAAUCAAAUCUUGUUUGUAGAAAUACUCAUUUUAGUAAUAUGUAUCUUGUUACUGCUAAAAGUUGUGUCCAAAGAAUGACAAAAAAACUAAGUAAACAAUAGUUAAGUAAGGUUAACCUCAGUUGACUUUCAGUUGACAUUGAAAAACUUUACAUAUUUACAUUUUAACAAAUAAUUCUUCAAUUUGAGUGCUAAUCAAAGUGUCACAAUGCGUAGCCGGAGUAAUUCCAGCGUUCGUCUUGAUUACUACCAUCGCAUCAUCCACAAGGUAAUACUAAAUCAUCAAAACUCAAUCACUGGUCUGUUUCCCCAAAACCAAGACAACCCUCAUGCCUGGAUCCGCGACAAUGUUUACUGUAUACUCUCUGUGUGGGGCUUAUCAAUGUCAUAUAAGAAGAUGGCUGACCAAGAUGAAGACAGGUCCAAAACUUAUGAAUUGGAGCAAUCCUGUGUCAAGCUGAUGCGAGGUUUGCUCAUGUCUAUGAUGCAGCAGAAGGACAAGGUAGAAAGAUUCAAGCUUACACAGAAUCCUCUAGAUGCACUGCAUGCAAAAUACUCCUCAUUAAAUGGUCAGACUGUUGUGGGGGACAAAGAAUGGCACCUGCAGAUGGAUGCCAUCAGUUUAUACUUGUUGAUUCUGGCUCAGAUGACAGCAUCAGGAUUACAAAUCAUUUUCACUCUAGAUGAAGUUGCAUUCAUACAGAACUUAGUCUUCUAUAUAGAAUGUGCUUAUUGUACACCAGAUUAUGGAAUUUGGGAGAGGGGUGAUAAGACAAAUCAUGGAUUGCUUGAGUUGAAUGCUAGUAGUAUUGGUAUGGCCAAAGCAGCACUGGAAGCAUUGAAUGAAUUGGAUCUGUUUGGGGCUAGAGGUGGGCCUUAUAGUGUCAUUCAUGUACUGGCUGAUGAAGCACAGAAGUGUCAGGCAGUGUUGCAGUCAAUGCUGCCCAGGGAAUCUAGUUCCAAGGAAACAGAUAGUGGGAUAUUGUCAGUCAUUGGUUUUCCGGCGUUUGCUGUUGAUGAUGCUGGAUUAAUAACGCAUACUCGGGAGAAUAUUGUCGGGAAGUUGCAAGGAAGGUAUGGGUGUAAGAGAUUUCUUAGGGAUGGGUACAAAACACCCAAAGAGGAUCCGAACCGGUUGUAUUACGAGCCGUGGGAGUUGCGGAUCUUUGAAAAUAUUGAAUGUGAAUGGCCGUUGUUCUUUUGUUAUCUUAUAAUAGACUUCUGGUUUCAAGGAGAUAAAGAAUCUUCUAUAAAGUAUACACAACUACUUGAAAAUGUUAUGAUACGUUCCGAUGAUGGAAUUAACCUAGUACCAGAGCUGUAUGCAGUCCCAUCACACUUGGUGGCCGCGGAAUAUAAAGAUCCAGGCUCACAAGACCGGGUCCCACUUGGUCAAACUUUCCUCUGGGCUCAGUCCCUCUACAUCCUAGGAAAGUUACUACAGGAUGGAUUUCUAGCCAUUGGAGAACUAGAUCCAUUAAAUCGGCGACUUUGCUCUGAGAAGAAACCUGAUGUUGUAGUACAAGUGGUCAUCCUUGCAGAAGACAACGAUAUUCGUGAUAAACUAGCUGAGCAUGAUAUCAAAGUGCAGACUAUUGCUGAGGUUGCUCCGAUUGAGGUUCAACCAGCAAGGGUUUUAUCACAUCUUUAUACGUAUUUGGGUAGGAAUAAAAAGUUGGGACUCACAGGCAGAAAAUCCAGGGAUGUAGGAAUAUUAAGCACAAGUAAAUUAUAUUCAAUGGGAGAUAAAAUAUUUGCUUUUACACCACAGUUUACCGACAUGUCGCGUAACUAUAUUGCUUCGGAUUACGAGCUUAUGAUUGAUAUAUGCAAGAGUGAGAUCAAUUUCUUGAAAUCAAGCUGGCAGCAUAUGUUAGGUCGGCCCGUCGUUACGAUUGCUCUCAGAGCACUUCACUUAGAUCAGGGUAAAAUACCUUUAGCAUUGAUAACAACAAUGAAGAAAUUAAAAUCGGGAUACAUCAAUGGUACUAGAGUGACUUUGGGUAACCUGAACGACUUUCUGAGUACAAGUUGUGUUACAAAUUUGAGUUUUCUGGGGUGUCAUGAAGAUGGAUUGCCUGAUAAGUUAAAUCCGCGUGUAGGCGAAUAUUUAGAGGAACACCUAAUGAAAUGCUUCUCUAAUAAAACGUCCCUUCUCUUGGUAACGAAUCCAAGUCGUCGUGGAAGACAUUUAAAACGCAAAAUGUCGGUGAAAGGACUUAUAAAACGCACCAGGUCAAUAAAUGUCAUGGAAUCUGGGAGUCUUACAGUAGGUGCAGAUAGAUCAGGCUUGAGUACAGAUCAAACAGAUUCUCGAGCCAGAUCUCCAUCACCCAUUAAUGUGCGCCCGAAAUUGUUAAGACCAGAUGUGCCUAAUAUUGUGAUUGGUAGACAUCGAAGUCCUUCGGAGACGCAGUACGCUGAAACAGAGGUUGAUGAAUUAUUCGCCAUGUUACGUGAGUCAGAGUCUUUGGACGAGCAAGGCGAUAUUUUGCAAUAUUUGGUCGAUCAGAAAGGAUUAGACCACAAUACAGGCAUGUUGGAAUAUGGUAAGGUUGUUACUUUAAGGGAUUUGCUCAAAGGAUUGUAUGAAAAAGCUUGUCAGCAAAAGUUAUGGGGACUUGUACGACAUACUGCAGGAAUGUUGGGAAAACGAGUUGAAGAUUUAGCAAAAGCCGUUACUGAUUUACUCGUGCGACAAAAACAAAUCACCGUUGGCAUGCCGCCUAAUAACGAGCACACAAUUAGUGCCCCGCUGCCGGAAAGCGAACUGCGCUCUUUAAUUCGUGAAGCUUAUGGCGAAGAUGACUCGACUGCAAUGUUGACCCACGAAUUGUUGGUUUAUCUCGCUAUGUUCAUCCGCACUGAGCCACAAUUAUUCAGGGAAAUGCUGCGAUUGCGCGUUGGGUUGAUUAUUCAAGUGAUGGCAACUGAACUGUCGAGAACUCUCGUCUGCGAUGGGGAGGAUGCCUCGGAGCAUUUACUCAACCUUAGCCCGUUCGAGAUGAAGAAUUUGCUGCAUCACAUCCUAAGUGGCAAAGAGUUUGCUAUCAGUAGUGUGGGCAGAGGGAAUUUUUCGAUUGUUAGUAGUAAGUCGAGUAGGAUAAGUAAGAGAAGUCAUAUUGGUUUAGACCUUGGCGUGCAUGAGGAAACCAUUGAGCCUGAUAAACAAGGACAAUGGCUCAGACGGAGGAGAUUAGAUGGCGCUUUGAAUCGAGUGCCACACGAUUUUUAUCCUAGAGUUUGGGGAAUACUCGAAAAGUGCCAGGGAAUUGAUAUUGGCGGCCAUGUUUUACCGCAAACUCUCACACAAGAAAUGACGCCUGGAGAGCUUAAAUUCGCACUGGCGUUUGAAACAGUAUUAAACUCAGUGCCCCAACCAGAAUAUCGGCAAUUGGUAGUAGAGGCACUUAUGGUGCUCACGUUAGUUUCGGAAUAUAAUGUAGUGAAGUCCUUGGGAGGUGUGAUACAAAUUGAACAGAUUGUUCACGCAGCGAAUGAGAUUUUCCUCAAUGAUCAAAUAAAUUGUGAUGGCGAUGCAACCCUUUGCUGUGCAAAGCCAAAACACGAGCGUGAAACAUCAACAAGAGGCGGCUUGGUAUGUGGAGGCGCCGCAUUCAUUUGUCAACAUUUUUAUGAUAGUGCACCAAGUGGUGGAUAUGGUACAAUGACUUACAUGACGAAAUCUAUGGUGGCCACAAUUGAGGAGUUACCUAAAUGUGGUGAACUUGAUUGCGUCGUUAUUUGAAUUAUAAUUAUUGCGCAUAUAAUGCAUGUUUGGCGGCCAUAUUUUGUAAUUAUUUAGAAAUUUACGUUGAUAAAAAGGGAUUAAUUCUAUAA